Molecule: messenger RNA, 1652 nt
Organism: Nelumbo nucifera (sacred lotus)
Lineage: Eukaryota; Viridiplantae; Streptophyta; Magnoliopsida; Proteales; Nelumbonaceae
Source: RefSeq, a predicted model, not a curated record
CACGUCUCUUUCUCUCUCUCUCUCUCUCUCGAACUCCUAUCUAUUUCCCGGAACUCCUCAGUCUCUCUCUCCGGUUACAUGGUCGGCAGCGGCACCGUCUCUCUGGCCGUCCAUAAUCUCAAUCGUGUCGCCAAACGCCAACUACUCUCAUUAGUUCCGACUGCAAGGGAAUCGCUGGAGAGUUUCCUGCGUGCCAUCUCGAACGUUGCCGAUGAUCAAAUCACAGGCUGCGUUUUGUAAGAGUGCAAACUUCGAACCGUUGCAAAUAUGCUCUCCGGUUCAGGUUUGCGCCCGUUUGGUAAGAGCGUGAAACUCUAUCAACAUUCGAUGCAAAUAUGUAAACGUGGGAGGGUUUUCAUCGAAAAUAAGUUGCUAUUAUUCUCAACCGAAGCAUAUCGUUUUCUGCAUAAUCCCUCAGAGAGAGAGAGGACAACGGCUUCUUCCGAACUGCAAACUCCAGGAGAUCUGAGCCGCCGGUUGCUUUCUUCUUCCUCAGCGGAACUCCAUACCAACGUUUUUAGGUCGCAUAUCCUGUCAGAGGGAGAUUCGACCCUGUUCUCUGAAGCCAUCGUAGCAGUUGGAGCAUCUCAACAAAACCCUCCGUCGGUUGCAUUUCUGGUUCCUAUCUUACCCUCCUUUUUCAGACCCGAGAAGGGAUGGUUGCUGGAGAGGAUACUGUGGUUUCAUCUAUCGGGAGCAAAAAGGAUGGUCACAAGGAUAAGGAUGUCCUAUCUAUUUCUCACUCUACCUCAACCAAGCAUAAAAGAACCCGGCAAGUUCGUUGGAAUGAUGCAAUGGAUAAAGCAUUGAUUGAGUUGCUUGCUAAUCAAGUUGCCUCGGGCAACAAAGAUGAUAAAGGGUUCAAGACAUCAGCAUACACAUAUGUUUGCAAGGAAAUGACUAAUCAAUUUGGCAUUGAGAUGAAAACACCGCACAUCAAGAGUAGGAUGCGAACCUUAAAGCCUAUUUAUUUAGAAGCUAAGAAGUUAUUAGGCACAAGUGGCUUCAGAUGGAAUGAAUCAAGAAAUCAAAUUCAAGCAAAUCCUGCGGUUUGGGAGCAGUAUCUACAGGCCAAUCCUCAUGCAUUUAAAGUAAAGGGUCGUGUCUUGAAGAUGUAUGAUGAAAUGCAAGUGAUAUUGGGAAUUGACCAGGUCAUGGGUGAAGAGGCUAGAAUUGGUAUUGAACUUGUAAAUGAAUUAGAUGUUGAGGAAGAUAGUGAUAAUGACAUCGAUGUUGAUAUCUAUGAUGAUGCAUCUACAUCAUUGUUAGCUAUCGAUGAAUUCAUUAGUGCAAUUGAUAGGAUGAACGAGGCAAUGAAAAAGAUAGCAGCUGCCCUCACGGUUCAAAGUGAUCAAGAGUUCUUCAAUGAAUUGUGGCAUGAGGUCAUGAACAUGGAUGGGUUUGACCCUCAAGAUUUGAAUGCUGUGUUUGGGUACUUGGGUCAAAAUGAGAGGAAGGCCAAAGUUUUUCUUGCUAGAGCUAAGCCCUAUAGGGCUCAAAUGGUCCACUCCAUCAUCUCUGAGUUGCCUAGCUUUGGUAUGUUGUAGUAAUUGACUUAAUUUGCAUCCUUUUUUUGUUGAAUGUUGACUGCUCAUAGCCAUUUACUUAUAGUAAUAUGCAAACUGCCAAACUACCUUUCUUCCUUCCAGUAA